CCCACCCUCCUCCUCCUCCUCCUCCUCCUCCUCCUCCUCGCUUCUCCUCCUCCUCCGGGCGCUUCUCGGUCUCCGCCGGCGCUCCUCGCUCCGCUCCAGCCGCAUGCCCGUGCCGAGGCUCCUGGAGCAGCCCUGAUUCCCUGAGCUCCGCGUCCAUCCCGGGCGAUCCGGAGGCGCCCGACCAGCCCGGGGCCGAGCAGGGCAGAGCUCCAUGAGGGACCUGCACAAGUCUGAGGUGCUGGGGAGCAAGCGCGGCCUGGGGAUGUCAUGGCGGCCGCAGUACCGCAGCUCCAAGUUCCGGAAUGUUUACGGGAAGGCGGCGAGCCGGGAGCACUGCUUCGACGGAAUUCCCAUCACCAAGAACGUCCACGACAACCAUUUCUGCGCCGUCAACGCGCGAUUCCUGGCCAUCGUCACCGAGAGCGCCGGCGGCGGCUCCUUCCUCGUCAUCCCGCUGGAGCAGACUGGCCGGAUCGAGCCGAACUAUCCCAAAGUUUGUGGCCACCAGGGAAAUGUGCUGGACAUCAAGUGGAACCCCUUCAUUGAGAACAUCAUCGCCUCCUGCUCUGAGGACACCUCGGUGCGGAUCUGGGAGAUUCCGGAGGGGGGACUGAAGCGGAACAUGACGGAGGCGGUGCUGGAGCUGUACGGACACAGCCGCCGCGUCGGGCUCGUGGAGUGGCACCCGACCACCAACAACAUCCUCUUCAGCGCCGGCUACGACUACAAGGUGCUGAUCUGGAACCUGGACAUCGGCGAGCCGGUGAAGAUGAUCGACUGCCACACGGACGUGAUCCUCUGCAUGUCCUUCAACACCGACGGCAGCCUCCUGGCCACCACCUGCAAGGACAAGAAGCUGCGCGUGGUGGAGCCGCGCUCCGGGAGGGUCCUGCAGGAGGCCAGCUGCAAGAACCACCGCGUCAACCGCGUGGUUUUCCUGGGAAGCACCAAACGGCUUCUGACCACGGGAGUGUCCCGCUGGAACACCCGGCAGAUCGCCCUCUGGGACCAGGAAGAUUUAUCCAUGCCUUUGAUCGAGGAGGAGAUCGAUGGGCUCUCGGGGCUCCUCUUCCCAUUCUACGACGCUGACACCCACAUGCUGUACCUGGCUGGGAAGGGUGACGGCAACAUCCGGUACUAUGAGAUCGGCUCGGAAAAGCCCUACCUGAGUUAUCUCAUGGAAUUCCGCUCGCCAGCUCCACAGAAAGGACUGGGGGUGAUGCCGAAGCACGGCCUGGACGUCUCCGCCUGUGAAGUUUUCCGUUUCUACAAACUCAUCACCCUCAAGGGGCUCAUUGAGCCCAUCUCCAUGAUCGUCCCGAGGCGGUCGGAGACGUACCAGGAGGACAUUUAUCCCAUGACUCCAGGGACGGAGCCAGCCCUGACCCCAGACGAGUGGCUCAGUGGGGUCAACAGAGAUCCCAUCCUGGUGUCGCUGAAGGAGGGAUACAAGAGGAAUUCCAAGAUCGUCUUCAAGGCGCCGGUGAGGGAGAAGAAAAGCGUGGUGGUCAACGGGAUCGACCUCCUGGAGAACGUCCCGCCCCGCACGGAGAACGAGCUGCUCCGGAUGUUCUUCCGGCAGCAGGAUGAGAUCCGGCGGCUGAAGGACGAGCUCUCGCAGAAGGACAUUCGGAUCCGGCAGCUGCAGCUGGAAUUAAAGAACUUCCGGAACAGCCCCAAGAACAAUUGACUCCAGGGACGUUUUCUAAAGAAAUUCCUUUGUUUCUACUCCUGAAUUCCUUGGAUCCACUCACCCAGAACACAAUUCUGGAGUCCGCGGCUGCCGAGAGCCUGGAAUCACGUUCUGCGUGUCUUGUCCGGCACUAAUCCCGCUCUAACCUGAUUCCUGGGAAAGCCUGGAGGCUCCCAGUAAGUCGGAGCCAUGUUCUGUCCGUUGGGAUGAGCCAGCCCGGGGCAGAUUCCCGGGAAAGCGCGACGCUUCCUUGCUAUUAAUUUUUUUUCCUAUGCAAAAAUGUGACAGUGGGAGUGGAACUGGAAAAGGGGCGGGAAGUGGGAAGGGCUUGAUCGACAAAGGGAGUUUCUGUGUGGGAAUCCGGGAUCCUUCCCGUGCUGGGAAACUGGGAUCAUUCCCAUGGGAGCAGGAUAGGAUCCUUGCUGUGGUGGGAAACUGGGAUCAUUUCCACAGUGGGAAAUUUCCACAUGGGAUCCUUCUCGUGAUCCUUUCCCAUGCUGGAUGCCCAGGACUCUUCCUGCAGUGGGAUCCCAGGAUUCUUGCUGUGGUGGGAAACUGGGAUCAUUCCCAUGGUGGGAGCCUGGGAUCCUUCCCAUGAUUGUAACUUGGGAUCCUUCCUGUAGUGGGAACCUGGGAUUCUUCCUGCAGCUGGAGCCUGGGAUCUGUCCCAGGAUCCUUUCCCAUGGUGGAAAUCUGGGAUCAUUCUGUGGUGGGAAACUGGGAUCCUUCCCAAGGUGGAAAUUUGGAGAUCCUUCCUGUAGUGGGAUCCUGGGAUAUUCCUGGGGGUGCUGCCCCAUGGAUGGAGCCCAAGGGACGGAUCCUGAGGAUGGAUCCCGAGGGAUGCACCUGGAGCUUGCCAGGCUCAGCACUUUGGACAAUCCCAGGAUUGACAGGAUUUGCCUGGAGCACAGGGAAUGACACCAAAUCCCAUUGGUUUUUCCUGGAGAUCCCAAUUCCCACUCAAUCCGAGCUGCUGAAGUUCCCGGCGUUCCCAGCGCGGGUGUGUCCCGUCUGUGUCCUGCAUUCCCUGCUGUGUUCCAUGUGCUGUCAUUCCUGAUUAUUUAUGCUCCCACGGGAUAGUGAUGGAAUAAAAUCUUUUCAGAA
This is a messenger RNA of Camarhynchus parvulus, 2797 nucleotides long. RefSeq names its product coronin 2B (gene CORO2B). Gene Ontology annotation, biological process: actin filament organization. The record is from RefSeq and is a predicted model, not a curated record. Lineage: Eukaryota; Metazoa; Chordata; Aves; Passeriformes; Thraupidae. The transcript is spliced from 14 exons. The coding region runs from base 212 to 1690 and encodes 492 amino acids. Gene Ontology annotation, molecular function: actin filament binding.